AUGCCCUCCCACAUCACAGUCCUUCCGGCCUCAACCCAAGCAGGCAAAGAGACCAUCCGAUUUCUGCUCAACUCCGGAGAUAAACUAGUAGUGCGAGGGAUCUACCGAGAUCCAUUCAAAGCACCACCGGAAUUCACCAGCCAUGCCAACUUCGAGGCUGUGAAAGGCGACAUCGCAGCCGGGACUGGUCUCGACUUCGAGGGCUCCGACGCGGUGCUGUACGUGCCACCGCCAGUAUGGGAUGGUACGGACCUGACGGAGUUCUCAAAGAGGACGGCGAAUUAUGUUGCUGCGGCUCUUAAAAAGGCGUCGAGUGUGAAGAGGCUGGUCAUUCAGUCGGCUUUGGGGGCUCAGCAUGACCCCGACAAGAUUGGUACUUUGAAACUCAACAACAUCACCGAUAACAUCCUCAAGGAUGCUGCUCCCGAGGUCGUCAUCGUCAGGCCGGGGUACUACUUCCACGUCUGGUCUCAGGCUCUCAAGACUAUGCAAGAAGACCCGCCUAGAUUCGAGUCCCCGUUUUCACCCGCGGACUUCAAAAUGCCCAUGCUGAGCACCAAGGACAUCGGCGAAUACUGCGCCAAGACCCUCCUCGCGGAUAGGAUCGACCCUAGCAAGAGAGAUGUGAGGCUAUUCGGCCCUCGGCACUACAGUCCGCUCGAUGUGAAGGAGGCGCUGGAGCAGGUCACAGGCAAGAAAGGCGAGCUUGUUGUCAUUCCGAAAGAUGGGCUUGCGGGGUACUGGUCGGAGCAGAUUCCGGAGGCGUAUGUGCCGGAGUUUGUGCAGUUCAUCACUGCUGUUUUGCCGGGAGGAGUGAUAGCGCAGGACUAUGGCGACGGAGAAGGGGUUGUUAGAUCACACCAGUCUGAGAACAUCACGAUGUUUCUCGCCGAACCAACCAUCCUCUUGUGGGCUGGCGUUGCCUUUUCAGCCUUCGCGAUACUACUCUUUCUCGGCCUGAGAAACCCAUUGAGCCAUGUCCCAGGGCCGUGGUACACCCGCUUCACGCAUUAUGUCCUCAAAUACCAGACCAUGACCGGCCGACGGAUACACUACGUCCACGACCUCCACACCCAAUACGGUCCCAUCGUCCGGGUCUCGCCGUUCCAGGUCGCCGUCGCCGACCCCGAGGAAUUCACCACGAUCCACCGAAUCGGUUCUGGCUUCCUGAAGUCGCAAUGGUACGAGGACUUCGCCGGCGGGUCUGGCAUCGGAAGCGGUGUCUUCGCCAUGACGGACCCGAAGAGGCACGCGGCUCGGCGGAAGCUGUUCGCGCGGGCUUUGUCUACUAACAACAUCCGCGAUAACUGUCAAUCUGUUGUGAGAGAGAAGGUUGUCAUGGCGAUAGAUCGGAUCAAGGCCGAGACGCUCAAUGGGUCUACUGAUGUCCUCAAUUGGUGGCUGCUCAUGGCUUCGGACGUUAUUGGGCAGUUGUCGUUUGGGGAGUCCUUUGAGCUUCUCGAGGCUGGCAAGAAAAGCGAGUAUAUCGAGACACUCCAAGCCACCGCAAUCAGCGCCACCUUGAGCUACGAGCUACCUUUGCUUUACAAGAUAUCUGCUUACAUCCCGGUCAAAUCUAUACAGAACCUUCUCACGGCGGGCCAGCGAGUAAGCGACUACGGAGGCAAGGCCGUGUCAAACCUCAUGAACCACAGAGACAAUAAGGCCAACGUCUUCGCGACCAUGCUCGCAGAAUGCGACGCCAACGAGAAAGUCGAUCUCACGCCGCAGGACAUCCGGAUCGAGGCCAACAACUUCAUCUUUGCCGGCGCCGACACGACCGCGUCUACUCUCACGUAUCUUGUAUGGGCUGUUCUGAAGAAUCCCGCACUCCAAGCACGGCUGGAAGCGGAACUCGCUGCCGUUGACGAGUCGGCUCUUCUCGACGACGCAUUCUUGGAAACCCUACCGAUACUGAAUGCCGUGGUCGAGGAGACUCUGAGACUUUACACCGGCGUGCCGAGCAGUUUGCCCCGGGUUGUCCCUUCCAAAGGAGUCACGCUUGGAGGCUACUUCAUUCCUGCUGGCCUGGAAGUUGAGACACAGGCAUACACUCUCCACCGGAACCCCGAAGUCUGGCCUAACCCUCUGAAGUUCGACGAGACGCGCUGGUUGGACCCAGCUGGUUUGACACCUCUGCAGAAGAGUACCUUCAACCCUUUCGGUGCAGGUACUCGUGUCUGCAUCGGACUUCACCUGGCUAAAAUGGAGAUCCGGAUGGCUGCUGCUUUGCUGUUCCGGAAGUGCGCUGGACUUCGGCUGUCUAGCACUAUGACUGAUGAUAUAAUGAGUUUGGAGAACUUCUUCAUCAUCCAACCUAUUGGUCACCGUUGCGACGUCACUCUGAGCGAGUAG
Messenger RNA from Colletotrichum karsti, 2355 nucleotides. RefSeq names its product cytochrome P450. Gene Ontology annotation, molecular function: oxidoreductase activity, acting on paired donors, with incorporation or reduction of molecular oxygen; heme binding; monooxygenase activity. The coding region runs from base 1 to 2355 and encodes 784 amino acids. Lineage: Eukaryota; Fungi; Ascomycota; Sordariomycetes; Glomerellales; Glomerellaceae. The transcript has 7 exons. The record is from RefSeq and is a predicted model, not a curated record.